Molecule: messenger RNA, 1423 nt
Organism: Closterium sp. Naga37s-1
Lineage: Eukaryota; Viridiplantae; Streptophyta; Zygnematophyceae; Desmidiales; Closteriaceae
Source: the annotation of a GenBank genome assembly
CCCCAGUAGCCUCCCCUCUCCUCUCGAAACCUCCCCACUAGCCUUCCCUGUCCCCUCCUUCUCGCCUUUCCCCGUCCCUCUCUCCUCUCUUCCCUUCCCCUGUUGCCAUCUCCUCCCACCAUGCAUCUCUGUGCCAAUCAUUCAUUCUCACCUUGUCUGUUGCACCUCCCCUCUCCCGAUGCUUCCCCCUUCUCUCCCUUCCCCUGUUGCCAUCUCCUCCCACCAUGCAUCUCUGUGCCAAUCAUUCAUUCUCACCUUGUCUGUUGCACCUCCCCUCUCCCGAUGCUUCCCCCUUCUCUCCCUUCCCCGUCCCUCUCUCCUCUCUUCCCUUCCCCUGUUGCCAUCUCCUCCCACCAUGCAUCUCUGUGCCAAUCAUUCAUUCUCACCUUGUCUGUUGCACCUCCCCUCUCCCGAUGCUUCCCCCUUCUCUCCCUUCCCCGUCCCUCUCUCCUCUCUUCCCUUCCCCUGUUGCCAUCUCCUCCCACCAUGCAUCUCUGUGCCAAUCAUUCAUUCUCACCUUGUCUGUUGCACCUCCCCUCUCCCGAUGCUUCCCCCUUCUCUCCCUUCCCCUGUUGCCAUCUCCUCCCACCAUGCAUCUCUGUGCCAAUCAUUCAUUCUCACCUUGUCUGUUGCACCUCCCCUCUCCCGAUGCUUCCCCCUUCUCUCCCUUCCCCUGUUGCCAUCUCCUCCCACCAUGCAUCUCUGUGCCAAUCAUUCAUUCUCACCUUGUCUGUUGCACCUCCCCUCUCCCGAUGCUUCCCCCUUCUCUCCCUUCCCCGUCCCUCUCUCCUCUCUUCCCUUCCCCUGUUGCCAUCUCCUCCCACCAUGCAUCUCUGUGCCAAUCAUUCAUUCUCACCUUGUCUGUUGCACCUCCCCUCUCCCGAUGCUUCCCCCUUCUCUCCCUUCCCCUGUUGCCAUCUCCUCCCACCAUGCAUCUCUGUGCCAAUCAUUCAUUCUCACCUUGUCUGUUGCACCUCCCCUCUCCCGAUGCUUCCCCCUUCUCUCCCUUCCCCUGUUGCCAUCUCCUCCCACCAUGCAUCUCUGUGCCAAUCAUUCAUUCUCACCUUGUCUGUUGCACCUCCCCUCUCCCGAUGCUUCCCCCUUCUCUCCCUUCCCCGUCCCUCUCUCCUCUCUUCCCUUCCCCUGUUGCCAUCUCCUCCCACCAUGCAUCUCUGUGCCAAUCAUUCAUUCUCACCUUGUCUGUUGCACCUCCCCUCUCCCGAUGCUUCCCCCUUCUCUCCCUUCCCCCGUCCAUCUCUCCUCUCUUCCCUUCCCCUCUUGCCAUCUCCUCCCACCAUCUGCUAUGCUGGAAAGGCCUUGUCUCCAGCCCCCCUCUCUCUCCUCUCCUCUCCUGUUUCCCCUCAUUUAUCUGCUCCUUGUCUGUUCCAUGCAGCAGAGCCCUCCAGCGCCACGGCUAUGCUGA